Dermacentor silvarum is the source of this 624-nucleotide messenger RNA. It is a transcript of the gene Vha13, whose product is annotated as V-type proton ATPase subunit G. The transcript is spliced from 3 exons. Gene Ontology annotation, biological process: proton transmembrane transport. Bases 126 to 491 code for a protein of 121 amino acids. Lineage: Eukaryota; Metazoa; Arthropoda; Arachnida; Ixodida; Ixodidae. Gene Ontology annotation, molecular function: proton-transporting ATPase activity, rotational mechanism. The record is from RefSeq and is a predicted model, not a curated record. Gene Ontology annotation, cellular component: vacuolar proton-transporting V-type ATPase complex.
AACUGUCACAAUUCGCCGCGAGUCACCUGACUGCGGCACCGAGCUACUAGAACUGCGCUGUGGUUGUGUAGCGGGACUGAGUUUUUACUUUUCCGCCGGUGCUAGUCGUUUCUGUUUACCCGAUAAUGACCAGCCAAAGCCAGGGGGUCCAGCAGCUUCUCGCCGCUGAGAAGAAAGCCUCGGAGAGAGUCGCCGAAGCCCGAAAACGCAAGGCCAAGCGUCUAAAGCAGGCCAAGGAUGAAGCUGAGGUGGAGAUCAACAAGUUCAAGGCUGAAAAGGAACGCCAGUUCAAGGAGUACGAGGCCAGGCACAUGGGCUCCAAGGAGGACAUAGCGACCAAGAUCGAGGCCGAGACCCGCCAGAAGAUGAAUGAGAUGAACCAGCUGGUGGCACAGCACAAGAAGGCUGUCAUCGAGAAGCUGCUCAGCCUGGUCUACGACAUCGACCCGCAGGUGCACCGCAACUAUCGGCCUCCUGCCACCACCCAGUGAGCGGGCCCUAGUUGGACAGGCGAGCGUCUCCUUACAUUCCUGUUGUAUAUGUGUGUCCACCUUCAGCUCGACCUGCCUCUCCCCCACCCAGUCAGUCGUGUAUGCAGUAAAUAAAAACAUUUCUGUCACUGCC